GGAUUUUGGAAGACAUUUGACACCAACAAGGAUGGCUUAGUGACACGUGAAGAAUAUCUGAGCUACGUCAACUCUUUGGCCCCAGAAUCCGGCUCCUCCCAUAUUGGUUCCACAGGCCUACAGGCCGAUCGACCUCACCAAAAUCAGUUUCACGGUGUUGCAAGCGUGCCAGGAAGUGAAUCUUCGACACUCGUGGGCAACUGCGAGGCGUCGAGCCUAGGACCCGGCAGCGGCUCUGUACCGAACCCAGGCGAGUUACAGUCGCCAAAGCCGACGACAACUUUGAAUGCUUGUUCCAGCUUCUCGGGCGCAGAUCCGACGACCCGAAGGCAGCAGAUGUCUCGGCCAAGUCAAUUCAACCAGUCGCCGGGUUGGCUUCGAAACAACAAUACCACCGGUCAUAGCGUCCCUUCGGUGGCGGAGGACAGGACCAGCUGCAGUCCGGGACGUGGUGGGUUGAAAUUGUCCAGCCGAGGUUCCGUGUCGCCAGGGCAACGGUCAACCACUUCAACUCCCUCAAUGGCGUCAGCGGCGGGAAUUGCGGCAGCGGCAGCGGCUGUGGCCACAUUGCGAGCCCAGUCGCCGAGUCGCCAGAGCGGAGAGUCCAGAGGGCCAGACUCGGCUGGGCUCAAUAGAACGCAAGAAAAUCUGUGGCAGACCAAUCGAGAAAUGAAAGACGGACAAUCAGCGGCAGAGUUGAAGAAGGAAAAAGCCACUCGUGCCAUGGAGUAA
This is a messenger RNA of Protopolystoma xenopodis, 732 nucleotides long. Lineage: Eukaryota; Metazoa; Platyhelminthes; Monogenea; Polystomatidea; Polystomatidae. The record is from the annotation of a GenBank genome assembly.